Molecule: messenger RNA, 1372 nt
Organism: Oncorhynchus gorbuscha (pink salmon)
Lineage: Eukaryota; Metazoa; Chordata; Actinopteri; Salmoniformes; Salmonidae
Product: probable G-protein coupled receptor 146
Exons: 2
Coding region: 353-1360 (335 amino acids)
Biological process (GO): G protein-coupled receptor signaling pathway
Cellular component (GO): membrane
Molecular function (GO): G protein-coupled receptor activity
Source: RefSeq, a predicted model, not a curated record
UCACGUGUGUAUACACUGUAGGGUUCAGUACCACUCAAUUCGUAGUAAGUUGUCAACGUCCUCCCCUUUCGAGAACAAACCUCGUCAGACUAGAAACUGUAUCGCUAAAUGCUGCAGUAGCCUAAGUAACUACGCAAAAAGUAAUAGAUCUAACUAUACCGUUUUUGUAUUUUUUUCUUCCGAAUAGAAAAGGAUACGACGUUUGUUACAAGUGAACACCAAAUGUAAUUACAGAGAAAUGUCAGUGGAAGUACAGCAAAACCCGAUGCCUCCGUAGACUUGUCGCCGUGCCAAAUCUGUACUUUUCUGCCAAGCCAGUGCACCAGUGCAGCCCUCUCUCAGAGCCCUAGCUAUGUGGAGCUGUAUAGCUUACAAUGAGACGGACUCCAGCUCCGAACACCGGCUCUGCCAGGACUUUGGCCUCGUCCUUUCCGUCUUCUCCUUGUUCUACCUCAUGGUGUGCUUCCCCAUAGGGCUCUGCUACAACGCCCUGCUGGUGGUGGUCAACCUCUCCAACAAAAUGUCCAUGACCAUGCCAGACGUCUACUUCGUCAACAUGGCCAUCGCUGGCCUGGUCCUCAACCUGGUGGCCCCCGUGGAGCUGCUAGGCCCUAGCUUCACACGAUGGCCUGUGUGGGAGUACAACAAUGAGAUCUACAUCACCCUGCUCAUCCUCUUCAAUAUCUCCUCCCUGGUCAUCAUGUACUCCACCACCCUGCUCAGCCUGGACUACUACAUCGAGCGAGCGCUGCCGCGCACCUACAUGUCCAGCGUGUACAACACCAAGCACGUGUGCGGCUUUAUCUGGGGCGGCGCCGUGCUCACCAGCUUCUCCUCGCUGCUCUUCUACGUGUGCAACCACGUCUCUACCAAGAUCAUCGAGUGCUCCAAGAUGCAGAACAAGGAGGCUGCGGACGCCAUCAUGAUGUUCAUCGGCUACGUGGUUCCGGCCGUGGCCGUGCUGUAUGCUUUCGUGCUCAUCCUGCGCAUUAGGAAGGAGUCCACCCCGCUGGACCAGGACUCAUCCCGGCUGGACCCUUCUAUCCACCGGCUGCUGCUGGCCUCUGUCUGCAUGCAGUUUGUCCUAUGGACCCCGUACUACAUGACUCUACUGGUACACACUAUAGCCGGGGCGCCGGGGAGCUACGGCAGCAACAACAAACAGCGGCUCACAAUUUACUUCUUCCUGAGGUGUCUGUCGGAGCUGCUGGCCUUCUCCAGUAGCUUCGCCAUGCCUCUCAUGUACAGGCAGAUGAACAAGAACUUCUCCCACAAGCUGCAGCGGCUGCUAAAGAGGCUAAACUGCAGGGACACAUCCUGCCCUCACGAACACUCCUCAGUGCAGCAGGUGGCGACGUGAGACAGGGCCAGG